GGGGUUGGGUUGGGCGGUGCAUCAUCACGUGUUGUUUAUCACGUGGAUUGAUGUUGGUGCCUGGGGCAUAUGUACAUAUAUGGGGUGCCUGGGGCAUACAUAAGGGAAAGUAUGCAAACAUGGCAAACAUGACAAACAUAUAAAACAGGACAAAUGGCGGAGGGUGGGAUGAGGAAUUAUGACUCCGACGGCCUUGGCGGAGAUUUUGCAGCAUUAUUCGGAUUUGCUUGUGUCUGGCUCUUUGUCUCUGUCUAGACUGCGCGCGGUUGUUCCUGUAAUUGGCUGCUGCUGCUACUACUGAUUCGACCUUUUGGAUUCAACUUGCUGCUGAAUCGAUCGCCUGUCAACUCUCAACUUGAUUGAAGUGGGGUGGUUGAUCUCCCCUCAAAGUACGCAGAUGGCUCCGAAAGGGAAAGGCUCGUCGAAGCCGCGGGGGAAUGCGACGGAGGAGGUAGAGGAGACGUUACAGGCUGUUGUCCUCGCUGAUACCUUUGAGACGCGAUUCGAGCCGUUUACGCUUGAUCAGCCGAGGUGUCUACUGCCGCUUGCGAAUACGCCCUUGCUCGAAUAUACGUUUGAAUUCUUGGCCAAUGCUGGUGUUGAGGAGGUCUUUUUGUAUGGCGGGGCGCAUUCGGAUAAGUUGGAGAAAUAUAUCAAUGCGUCGAAAUGGAGAGCGUCGUCUUCGCCAUUCACAAAGUUGACUUUCCUGAAAUCGACAUCCACCUCCGUCGGAGAUGUCAUGCGUGACCUGGACGGAAAACACCUCAUCACGGGCGACUUUAUCGUCGUCAGCGGAGACGUGAUCAGCAACCUGCCCAUCGAGGGCGCGCUGACAGCGCACCGCACCCGUCGCGCGGCCGACAAGAACGCUAUCAUGACGAUGAUCCUGCGCGAAGCCGGCCGCAAUCACCGCACGAAGUCGUCGUCGGAGAUGCCCAUCUUCGUGAUCGAUCCCACCAAGGACCGCUGUCUGCACUACGAGGAGAUCGACCGGCACUCGCCCGAGUCGAAGCGGCUGAACAUCGACACCGAGAUCAUCGAGACGCACCAGGAGCUCGACAUCCGCCAGGACCUGAUCGACUGCAGCAUCGACAUCUGCACCCCGGACGUGCUGAGCCUGUGGUCCGACAGCUUCGACUACCAGACGCCGCGCAAGCAGUUCCUGUACGGCGUGCUGAAGGACUACGAGCUGAACGGCAAGACCAUCCACACGCACAUCGUGGAGGACCACUACGCGGCCCGCGUGCGGAACCUCAAGGCCUACGACGCCGUCAGCAGGGACAUCAUCGCCCGCUGGGCGUACCCGCUCUGCCCGGAUACCAACCUGCUCCCGGGCCACAGCUACGAUCUCCGCGCCGGCAACCUGUACCAGGAGCAGGGGGUGAUGCUGGCGCGGUCGUGCGUCGUCGGCCGGCGCACAGUGAUCGGUCAGGGCACGAGCAUCGGGGACAAGACGACUGUCAAGAACACCGUGCUGGGCCGGAACUGCAAGAUCGGCAAGAAUGUCACUCUCGAUGGGGCUUACAUCUGGGACGGUGCUGUCAUUGGCGACGGCUCGACGAUCCACCGGGCUGUUAUCGCGGACGGCGUGGUGGUCGGCAACGACUGCACGGUCGAGUCGGGCGCCCUGCUCUCGUACGGGGUCAAGAUCGGCGACGGAAUUACUGUGGCUGAGGGGAGACGGCUCACGAACGCUGCGAGCGAGGAUGGCCACGUUCCGGCCAGUGAGCCGGCGGUCGUGGGUAAGGGCGGCAUGGGCUACGAAUACGUUCCCGAAGAGGACGAGGACGAUGAGGAUGAUGAGAGCACCGUUUCAUCUGGACUAGUCUACAACAUGGCGAACCUAUCCCUCUCCACAGAAUCCAUCUCAACCCUCUCCUCGGAAGUCUCCGGCUACGGCGGCUCCCAAGCCGGCAGCUACGACAGCUCACUCUCAGACGACGAAGAAGGCGACCACUUCAUGCACGACGCAGCCGCAAGCGUCUACGACAGUCUGCGCGAAGGCGUAACACCCGACGUCGUAAACCUGGAGCUCGUCAGUCUGCGCAUGACCGCCAACGCCUCCGACAACCAAGUGCGACGGGCGGUGAUCUCCGCCUUCAUGAAACGCAUCCAGCAACUGAUGGAAGAAGACAACCAGCACGCCGGGGACGCCGUGCGGUCGAUCUUCGGGCCGUACCGGGAGAUCGUGGAGCGGACGCUGUUCGACCGGGCGACGGGGGCGAAACCCGACCAGGUGGAUCUGCUGGUGUUGCUGCAGCAGGAUCUGGCGCAGCGGCCGAAGGGGGAUACGGUGUUGCUGUUUGCGGCGAAGGAGCUGUAUGAGUUGGAGAUGGUUGAGGAGGAGGCGUUUGAGCAGUGGUGGGUGGAUGAGCGGUCGAGUGCGAGUGAGGAGAUGAAGAAGGUGAGGAGUCAGACGCAGCAGUUUGUGGAGUGGUUGGCGAAUGCGGAGGAGGAGGAUAGUGAGGAGGAGAGUGGGAGUGAGGAGGAGAGUGAUGAUGAUGAGUAGAAGGAAGUAAAACAAUGUCUGUAUGCCCAAUAGAAUCUAUCAUCUAUAUCGAUGGAGUUGU
Aspergillus campestris IBT 28561 is the source of this 2570-nucleotide messenger RNA. Its product is annotated as translation initiation factor eIF2B catalytic subunit epsilon. Gene Ontology annotation, cellular component: eukaryotic translation initiation factor 2B complex. Gene Ontology annotation, molecular function: translation initiation factor activity; guanyl-nucleotide exchange factor activity; translation initiation factor binding. NCBI's taxonomy places the organism in Eukaryota, Fungi, Ascomycota, Eurotiomycetes, Eurotiales, Aspergillaceae. Gene Ontology annotation, biological process: biosynthetic process. The coding region runs from base 398 to 2509 and encodes 703 amino acids. The record is from RefSeq and is a predicted model, not a curated record. The transcript has 5 exons.